GAUUUAGACCGUAAAAAAAAAUAAAAAAAUAAAAACUUAAGCCUAAAAUUAAUUUAGAAAUUUUAUAUUUUUAGAAUAAAUGCUAUAAAAGUUGCAAAUCCAGAGAACUUGAAAAUAAUUUGUUGAGUUUAAGGCUACAUUUCUAUUUAUUUUCAUCCAGCCUAAGUUAAAACCGGAUGUUUCACUUUCGUAAGACAAAUAUUGAUUGGCUGUACAGUAACUUAGUGAUCGAUAACUAUUUGUUUACAAAACUUUGCAGAUCAAGUUUUUAAAUAACUAUGCAAAUUAAAAACCCCAUGACAUAGUUUUCUAUUUUUAGCUUACAAUGUGUACAAUAAAAUCAAUGGCGGCCUAUCCAAUAGCAGGAUGCCAUUGUUUAUGUCUCCAUUACACAUAAGCCUAGGAUGGAAAGAGGAAGACUUUUCUUUUGGAUAUUAAGAUUGGUCAGAAGAUUUCAGAACAUCUGGAACAUCAGGUACCCUCAGCAGUUUGAUUCCUUUGAAGCCUUUGUUUUGUUUGUAAACAGUCACCCCCUUGAUGGGUUGCAGAAUGUGACUACUGUUAGCUUGACAUUGUCAGUCACUGAUAAUGCACCCAGACAAGCAACGUUAGAGAUCCCACUCAACAUUGGCCGACUGACCCACCUGGUCAGCUUACAGAUGACCGGAUGUGGCUUGACCAGUAUCCCCUGGUCCUUUGUUUACCUGAAACACUUACAGAAUUUGGAUUUGUCUCAUAAUAAAUUUCAGCUUCUCCCGAAUUUUAUUGGAUGUUUAUACAGCUUAGAAAACGUGAAUCUUGAAUCCAAUCAUUUAAUAGUGUUGCCGACUUCACUGAUCCAGCUUAAAAAUCUUAAAUUUUUAAACAUAACAAAUAAUGUCAAUUUGAUCGGUCCACCUUAUAAUAUAUGCAUGCAAGGACUUGAUGCCAUUAUGAGAAAUCUGGAGUUACGGACAACUAGGAAAAAUUUGUGGAAAAAUUCUAAAGCUUUUUAUGACCCAUCAGAUUCUGCACUAUCUAGCAAAGGGGCUGAAAUUCCAUCCUUGGUUGUGUUAGCUGUCAAUGUAAUCAUCCAAUCACAGCAAGAUUUUUUAAUCGUGUCAUAUGUUCCUCCUAGACUAAAGACAUUUCUUAAUGAAAAAGUUGAAGAAAAUAAAAGGUCACUACAGGUGGCAAAGUGUGGAACUUGCCUGGGGUAUUUUUCUAGUACAUUAACAUUUGAAGGACACAUCUGCAAAGUAUCUACAGUGAACAGGGGAUAAGGGUUUUGUUUUAUUUUUGUGUGUGAAAUAAGUUAAUUUUGUUUAUGAUACUUUAGUGAUCACAUAUUCAAUGUAAAAAAUUCUUGAUGCAAAACCAAUAAUUUAACAUUUAUGUAAUCUCAGGGUAAAAUUCAUACCACUUAGAUGUAUUUUCAUAAAACAAAACAAAAAUUUCUAUACAUUGUAUUUUAUUAUUCGUUUAAGCUAUUUAUAAAUUGUUCCUUGAGUGAGCAUGCC
This is a messenger RNA of Physella acuta, 1499 nucleotides long. RefSeq lists its product as uncharacterized. Gene Ontology annotation, molecular function: protein binding. The record is from RefSeq and is a predicted model, not a curated record. Lineage: Eukaryota; Metazoa; Mollusca; Gastropoda; Physidae. Gene Ontology annotation, cellular component: cytoplasm.